Dissoconium aciculare CBS 342.82 is the source of this 533-nucleotide messenger RNA. RefSeq lists its product as uncharacterized. The record is from RefSeq and is a predicted model, not a curated record. Bases 113 to 430 code for a protein of 105 amino acids. Lineage: Eukaryota; Fungi; Ascomycota; Dothideomycetes; Mycosphaerellales; Dissoconiaceae. The transcript has a single exon.
GACCGGCCAGUGUUUCUUCCCCCGGAAUGCGCGCCUAUCGACCGUUGAAUGCGGGUGGGAACUAUCGACGGGGAUCCUGUCCCAUGCGACACUGAUCCUGGAGAUUUAUUAUAUGAUUAUCAUCAUGAUUAUCGUGCAUAUACGGACUAUCGACAGUGCUAUCGAACAUGGAUAUCCAUAUAUUGAAUUGAAUUGUUUUUAUUCUAUUCCAUUCAAUGAUCCGCCCGAAUGCGUUUCCUUUCUUUCGUUUCGGGCGAUGAGCGGGAUGGAUGGAAUAUUCCCAGGUGAUAUGUUGGUGUUAGUCGUACUCUGGCUCUCAAUCAUCAGUCAUCCUCAUCACAUGAGGAGGAGAGGACACAGGCUGAAGGCUGAAGGGAGGUGCAGAUGUUGGUUUCCACACUACUGCAGGAUGAUGAAACCAGCCAACUAACCCACGAACCCUUUCCUCCCCGGCGGCAAGGCGCCAACCGAGAAGGAAGGUAGAGAGUGAAAAGGUGUGGAUAUGAGAGAGAGAGAGAGAGAGAGAGAGGGAG